Molossus molossus (Pallas's mastiff bat) is the source of this 5783-nucleotide messenger RNA. RefSeq names its product ankyrin repeat and sterile alpha motif domain containing 1A (gene ANKS1A). Gene Ontology annotation, molecular function: protein binding. Gene Ontology annotation, cellular component: cytosol. The transcript is spliced from 25 exons. Lineage: Eukaryota; Metazoa; Chordata; Mammalia; Chiroptera; Molossidae. The record is from RefSeq and is a predicted model, not a curated record. Bases 97 to 3558 code for a protein of 1153 amino acids.
UUGGGGGGUGCGUUGCCCGGAGACGGAAAGUUUGGGAGCCCGAGCAGGCUCAGCUGCAGCCCCGGGAAGGGGGUCCAGGGGGCGGCGGCCCUGGGGAUGGGGAAGGAGCAGGAGCUGCUGGAGGCGGCCCGCACCGGGCACCUCCCGGCCGUGGAGAAGCUGCUCUCCGGGAAGCGGCUUUCCUCCGGCUUCGGGGGCGGCGGCGGCGGUAGCGGCUCCGGAGGCAGCGGCGGCGGCAGCGGCGGCGGCCUCGGCUCUUCGAGCCAUCCUCUCUCCAGUCUGCUCAGCAUCUGGAGAGGGCCGAAUGUGAACUGUGUUGACAGCACUGGGUACACCCCUCUGCAUCAUGCUGCUCUGAACGGCCAUAAGGAUGUGGUCGAGGUUCUUCUGAGAAAUGAUGCGCUGACCAAUGUGGCUGAUUCCAAAGGCUGUUACCCUCUGCAUUUGGCAGCCUGGAAAGGAGAUGCCCAGAUCGUGCGGUUGCUCAUCCACCAAGGGCCCUCGCACACCAGAGUCAAUGAACAGAAUGCUCUUGAGAUCAAAGAACUCAAAAAGUACGGCCCCUUUGACCCUUAUAUCAAUGCCAAGAACAAUGACAACGAGACGGCCCUGCAUUGCGCGGCGCAGUAUGGCCACACGGAGGUGGUGAAGGUCCUCUUAGAGGAGCUCACAGACCCCACGAUGCGCAACAACAAGUUCGAGACGCCCCUGGACCUGGCUGCGCUCUACGGGAGGCUGGAGGUGGUGAAGAUGCUCCUCAACGCGCACCCCAACCUCCUGAGCUGCAACACUAAGAAGCACACCCCUCUGCACCUGGCGGCCAGGAAUGGCCACAGGGCCGUGGUCCAGGUGCUCCUGGACGCAGGCAUGGACAGCAACUACCAGACGGAGAAGGGCAGUGCUUUGCAUGAGGCCGCUUUGUUUGGCAAGACCGAUGUGGUGCGCAUCCUGCUGGCCGCAGGGAUUGACGUCAACAUAAAGGACAACCGUGGACUGACAGCCCUAGACACCGUGCGGGAACUGCCUUCUCAGAAGAGCCAGCAGAUAGCGGCACUCAUCGAAGAUCACAUGACUGAAAAAAGCAGUGCAAAAGAGGUCGAUGAAACCCCCACGCCCCCGCCGCCGCUCCUCUCCACUGCGGACUCCACACCCCAGAAGUCUCAGGGUGACAUGGAGAAAGCAGUGACUGAACUGAUCAUCGAUCUUGACACAAACGCUGAAGAGGAGGGGCCCUAUGAGGCGCUGUACAAUGCCGUCUCCUGCCACUCGCUGGACAGCAUGGCCAGUGGGCGGUCGUCUGACCGAGAGUCUGUGCCCAGGGACACCGAGGCUGCGGGCGUGAAAGCCGCUGGAGUGAGGCCUAGGGAACGGCCGCCGCCCCCAGCGAAGCCCCCACCGGAUGACGAGGAGGAAGACCGCGUGGACACGCACGUCCCCCUGCCGGCCUCCGAGGUCUUGGCCAUGAGAGCCCGAGUUCAGGGGAGCACAGCCAGGGAGGAGGAGGAGCACCCCUAUGAGCUAUUGUUAACAGCAGAAACGAAGAAAGUGGCAGCAAUGGACGGAAAAACAAAAGACCACAGGCGGAGCAGCGGCAGCCGGAGCCAGGACUCUGCGGAGGGACAGGACGGGCAGGUCCCAGAGCAGUUCUCGGGUCUCCUCCACGGCUCCUCCCCCGUGUGUGAGGUGGGGCAGGACCCUUUCCAGCUGCUCUCUGCCACUGGCCAGAGCCCUCCCGAGGGGUCCCCGGCGCAGGGCACCUGCCACGAGGCCAGCAUGCAGCUGGAGGAGACGGGUGUGCGUACUCCCGGAGGCCCUCCGCCCAGUGUCCUGGACCAGAGUAAGAGAGGAGGCUACCCAGCAGGCCUGCCUACCACCAACAGCCAAUCGCACCCCGAAACUUUGACUCACACAGCAUCUCCACACCCUGGUGGUGCCGAGGAAGAAGGAGACCGGAGCGGGGCCAGAAGCCGAGUCCCUCCCACCAGCAGACCCAAAGCUGAACUCAAACUUAGCCGUAGCUUGUCCAAGUCUGACUCUGAUCUCCUGACCUGCUCACCCACGGAGGACGCUGCAAUGGGGAGCCGGAGUGAGUCCCUGUCCAACUGCAGCAUUGGGAAGAAGAGGCUGGAGAAGUCGCCCUCCUUUGCCUCGGAGUGGGAUGAGAUUGAGAAAAUCAUGAGCUCUAUUGGAGAAGGGAUCGACUUUUCUCAGGAACAGCAGAGGAUCUCAGGUGCGCGGGCGCUGGAGCAGAGCGUCGGGGAGUGGCUGGAGGCCGUGGGGCUGCAGCAGUACGAGAGCAAGCUGCUUCUCAACGGCUUUGACGACGUCCGCUUCCUGGGGCCCAACGUGAUGGAAGAGCAGGACCUGCGGGAGAUCGGCAUCAGUGACCCCCAGCACCGCCGGAAGCUGCUCCAGGCCGCACGCUCCCUACCCAAGGUGAAGGCUCUGGGCUGCGACGGGAACAGCCCCCCAUCAGUGCCCUCCUGGCUGGACUCCCUGGGGCUGCAGGACUACGUCCACUCCUUCCUGUCCAGUGGCUACAGCUCCGUCGACACCGUGAAGAACCUCUGGGAGCUGGAGCUCGUCAACGUCCUGAAGGUCCACCUGCUCGGCCAUCGCAAGCGCAUCAUCGCCUCCCUCGCGGACAGGCCGUACGAGGAGCCGCCCCAGAAGCCCCCGCGGUUCUCCCAGCUGAGAUGCCAAGACCUGCUGUCCCAGACGUCAUCCCCCCUGAGCCAGAAUGACUCGGGCACCGUGCGGUCCGCCGACCUGCUGCUGCCUCCUGCGGACGCGGGCAGAAGGCGGCACGACAGCCUUCCUGACCCUGCAGCACCCUCUCGAGUGGAGCGCUUCAGAAUCCAGGAAGGGCACCGAGAAGCCGGGCUGACCCUUCGGCCCCCCAGCCUUGCCGCCCCCUAUGCCCCUGUGCAGAGUUGGCAACACCGGCCAGAAAAACUCAUCUUCGAGUCCUGUGGUUAUGAAGCCAAUUACCUGGGCUCCAUGCUGAUCAAGGACCUUCGAGGGACAGAAUCCACACAGGACGCUUGUGCCAAGAUGCGGAAGUCCACCGAGCACAUGAAGAAAACCCCUACCAUUAUCCUGUCCAUCACCUACAAAGGGGUCAAGUUCAUCGAUGCCUCCAACAAGAACGUGAUCGCGGAGCACGAGAUCCGGAACAUCUCCUGCGCGGCCCAGGACCCGGAGGACCUCUGCACCUUCGCCUACAUCACCAAGGACCUGCAGACUGGCCACCACUACUGCCACGUCUUCAGCACGGUGGACGUGACCCUGACCUACGAGAUCAUCCUGACGCUGGGGCAGGCGUUCGAGGUGGCCUACCAGCUGGCGCUGCAGGCCCAGAAGUCCAGGCCGCUGGGGGCCUCCGCAGCCGAGACCGUUGAGACGAAAUCUUCCAAACCGGUGCCUAAGCCGCGCGUGGGCAUGAGGAAGUCAGCACUGGAACCGCCCGACGUGGACCCAGAUGCCCAGCCCCAUGCCAGCGUCUCCUGGGUUGUGGACCCCAAACCCGACUCCAAGCGGAGCCUCAGCACCAACUGAGCCACUGAGGAACCAGCUGUGCUGCGGACACACAGGUGUGGGGAGCACAGGCUUCGCCACCACCACCACCGUCUCACCUGCAGCUCCGAAGCCCCAGGCCGGCCUCUGCCCGGAGCACCUCCUCCUGGCCGCCUGGCCCGGGCCUGCCACCUCCGGUCUUGCCGAGAGCGCCCUGCCCUGGCCGCAGAGCACUGUGGGCCUCUAGCCAAGGAGACUGGACUCCAGAGGGUCAAGAUGUGACUUGUCCAGAACACAUUUUUUAAUAGAAAAAAAUUUUUUAUAAACUGAACUUUUAACACUUGGCUGAAACCUCUAGGUUAAGCUGCCAACCUUAGAUAAGAGGACAGGGAGACAGACGGGCGCAAGGCUGGUCUGCCCAGCCUCUGUCCUGGGUGGAUUUCGUGAGGUCCGGGGGGUCGGCGAGAAGGCAGUGCCUGUGGGUGGGGGAGGGGUGGGCGCCGGGGCACAGGUGACUGCGUGUCAAACCCUCGAGUCAUACUGUUCCCUGCAACCUGCACACGUGUCCCCUCUAGACCUGGACACAGCCUGAGAGACAUUUGGCAAAAGCAAAGGCUUCUGGCCCGUGUCUGGGGCUCCAGAAGUGAGGGUGCAGGUCGGCGGAGAUGAGCAGGCAGCUCCUGGUGCCAUGAAGUCCGAGCCAGCGCCUGGAGCUCCGGCCGCGCCUGGUCUCUAACCCGCUGCCUGGGCUGCCCGCCCCGAGCCUUCGAGCCUUCGGUGGGUCAGACCACCUGAGCUGAGUCAGGAAGGAGAGAAGCAGUUCGGUUUGGGGCGUGAACGGGUAGGCCAGCUAAGACUGCGGGCGGAUCCGUGAUGGGUCUGGUCAGGUCUGAUUGGGCCUCACGUGGAUGCCCAGCGUGGGCUCAUCCCUGGCCCCUGCCCUGUCAGCCCCCCUGGGGUGCAGCAGAAGCGCGCUGAGCCCUGGGAGGCAGAGGCCACCACGCAGCUGCACGUCAGCCCCUUCAGAGCAGGGAGCAGGCCGCGCCGUGCAUCCCUGGCCCGGGAAGUUGGGGGUUGGAGUUUGCUGCUGGCGAGCAGGCAGGGAGCGCUCCUGGGCGGCCAGGACUGCAGCGGGGCCCUCGGGCCUCCCUCUGGGCUGUCCUGCGCUGGGGCCUGGCCGUCACCUCCCCUCUGGAGCAGAGGCAGAAGAGCCCCUACUUUUUGGUACUAAACAGGAACCUCGACACCUGGAAGCCUGACUUGACGUGCUGCUUCCUCUGGGGCUGCGGGGAGUCCGUCAGCUCACACUGUGCAAGGCCCAGCCCCUCCCCCGGGAGCUGGGACUGGAGGGGGUGAAGUGGCGCUGCGGUCUCUGCUGGCCAGGACGCCUCUCGCUGUCGGUGGUGGGGCCGAGAAACUAGACACUACGAUGAGUCCCUUUGGCCUAGCGUUUUUAAGUCACAUGUAGGUGUUUAUUCCCCUUGAAGCUGCUAUGUCUUCUUUAUUUAUUCAGGGUAUUUUCAUAUUAGAAAGCCUUGGCUGGUCUGCUUUGGCUCCGGGCUCUGGUUCUGAGGUUGGUUUAUUUCUGAAUAUUCACGGAAGGAAAGGACUGGGUCUCUCUCUCCCUCUCCUCUGGGGCAGGCACUGUCCCUUCCCGAGACAGAAAUGCUACCACGUUGAGGACAGGCUUCCGGGAAUAGCCCUGCCUCUGCAAGUCUCUUCUCAGCCCGCAGUGGGGCAGACCCGGCUGCAUUUCUGAGCACCGGCCGCGGGCUCUCUGGCCGCCUCUUCCGCUUGCCCGCUGCGUGCGCAGGGCGGCCCUCCUGGCGGCCGUCUGCCGCUCGCGUCCCUCUUGGGCUUCCAGCACCAGGCUGCGGGGGCCGCGCGGGCCGCCGGCUGGUCACGGUCACCCAGACGUUAGGGAGCUGGUCGGACCUGGUCUGUCAGAUGCCCAGGCCCCAGGUGACUGUCACAAAAGUACUGUUGCUCAUUGUGUGGCAAUGGGGCUGAAUUGUAAUAAAAAUGUUAUUUAAUCUUUGUCUCUGUAUUUUGAUACUUGAAUGACUUCCUUUUAUUUUACUGUACAUAUCCUUGUCGAUCUGUCCAACUUUGUCUGAAUUACAAACAUCUUGUGGUACCAAACAUGACGAUCUGUGCGACAGCAGACGGACCUCACUGCGUGGGAGUGUAAAUAUUCCUGGGCUCCCAGCUUCGGUGGUUAUUUUCAUAACUGUGCAACUUAGAACAGACUGAAUUAAUAAAUGAGA